AUGAAUGCGCAGCCUGAGCCCCCUGAGCCAGAGCCCCGUGAGCCAGAGCCCCACGUAGAUGAAGGAGUGGACAUCAGUGCCGCCAACUAUGAGGAGCUGAUCGAUGGCGGGAAUAUGGCUCCGGAGGAUGACGAGGUCUACAACCCGUUGGAGGGUCUCACUAAGAGUCAGAAGGCGUUGCAACUAAUGCUUAAUCCGGAACACAAGGAGAACAAUAAGUCACUAUGGACGCAAUUAUUCAUACCUUCGUUGACAAAUAUCAACGACAUUGAUUUUCUCAAGGCCGAGCUGGGUGAUGACCCUCGAAACCCGGAUGCCCCGUACCUAGAGUGGUAUAACCAAUUGCUUUUUCAGCAGAGAGCGUAUUUGCAAACGGCGUUUGAAGAACCAACGGCUUUACCAGUGCUUAGCAAACGAGUGGCGAACUAUCUGAGAAUCAAUAAGGCCACCAAAUUGACAUGGAGGCAGCAAUGGAUUGACGAAUAUACCAAGUACCUAGAGCACGUUAAGAAGGCGGAGUCCGGCAAUGCUGAGCGAGCUAAACAAGAAGCCCUGGAAAAGCGGAAACGAAAGCUAGAGCUAAUGCGGCAACACGAAGCGACUGACGCUCCGUACGACGAACCAGAUGAAUAUAUGGCAUCUGACGAAUCUCCCAAACAGGGAUGCCAUCACCGAGUUAACUCGGAAGACACUUAUGCUGAAGGAAAUACGCGUGCAGAUACCCGGACGAGUGCCGGUGUACAAGGCGUCGACCCUCGUCCGAACUUUAGUCGCGAACAUCAGAACCCCAGCCCAACUGAGGAGCCUGGUCGUCCCAACAGUGGUUGUAACGGAGAGCAGGGUGUUAACGUAGAUGAGGUUCCGGAUUUGGAGGAGUUGCGCAGGGCUGCCCUUCUGAAACGCCAAGAGAGGCUGAAAACCAAACGGCACCUUGCACCAUGA
Messenger RNA from Gregarina niphandrodes, 942 nucleotides. RefSeq lists its product as hypothetical. NCBI's taxonomy places the organism in Eukaryota, Apicomplexa, Conoidasida, Eugregarinorida, Gregarinidae. The coding region runs from base 1 to 942 and encodes 313 amino acids. The record is from RefSeq and is a predicted model, not a curated record. The transcript has a single exon.